AGAAGUUUAUACCACUCCAAGUCGAAGAUAUCAAAGACGCAGCAAAAUGUUUCCUUGCAACGACACCAUGAAAUUUGAAGCCGAGAUCUUGUCCUUCUCUAAAUCUGACUCUCUCUCUCUGGACUGAGGGUUUAAGAUGAUUCCACAGUCACUCUUUUGUUGUUUUUCCUUUUAUACCUGAGAUCUCUGCUAUGUAAUUCCACAAUGGUCAAGUGAUACUUUCACUCUGGUUCACUGUUUUGUUAUGUUCAAUAAUAAAGAGUUCGAGUUUACUUGUGUCGAACUUUUGAUCAAUCAAACUGCAAAUGUCAUAUAAUAAACUUUACAACAGAGUUUGAAAGGCAGACCAAGUUGCUUUCAGGCUGUAACUGAAAUGUUUUUAUGAAUGGAAAUCAUAUGAAAUUAGGUAUUAAUGUGAAUUCCAUGAAGCUUUUACCAGUUAAAUAAAAAAAAGUUUUUAAUUCCAUACAUUCAUGUGGGAUAAGUGAAAAAAUUAUGAAUCACACUAAAUAUCUAAGCUGUUACUGGUUGAACAAAAUUUGGAAUAAGAAAUGUAUGGAAUGGGUAAUUCUUUUUGAUUCCGUAAAAAUACAACAGUUACAAUGAAAGAUCAUUUAUAAAGCAAUCCUAAUUUUUUUUUUAAUGAAUGGAAAAAUAACAAUUUCUUUGUGAAAGCAUCCAACAACUUAAACUUUAAGGAAUACUAGAUAUUGACCCGCGCUUUAAAAGCGCGGGAUUUGUUUGAUGUUAAAUUUAUAUAUCAAACAAUGUAUACUUCGGUUGUAUAUAGUAAAAACAUAUUAUGAUGCGUAAUACUAUUUCAUAGUUACAUAUUUGAGAUUUUACUUUAUGUUUUGAGUAAGUGACAUCAAUUCUCAUUAGUUUAAUAGUAUAUAUAUAUAUAUAUAUAUAUAAAUUAUUUUAUUUUUAACUAAAACACCAAGAUAGAUAAUCAUCUAUAUGCACUUUCAAAAUUUUAAAUAUGCAAAAAAUAUAUAGUACAUAUAUCAUAUUUAUGUUUUUAAGUAUAACUUAGGAAUAAAAGUGAGAUUAUAGAUUUUUUUUAUAACGUUAUAGGACAACAUAUUUUUAUCUUAACCUUAAAAUUGCUCAUAUUUUGUUUAUAAUAUGUAUAUAGCAUUAAUUUAAAAUGUUUAGACUUUUUUUUAAAAAAAUUAUACUAUAUGAAUUAAUUUAUUAAGAAUGGACUAAACAAUAGGCCAGAAAAAUAUUUGUCAAUAUUUUUAUCAAUAUAAACCAAGAUGAGGUGUUAUUAAGGAUCCAACCGCUUUAGAACAGCCCAAAAACGAAAUUGGCCCAAACCGAUAUCACUGUUUUGAUCUUCAUCGAUCGGAAGACUAAUUGCUUUCUUCCUUUGUCAUUUUCAGACAAAUGCAUCGGUUAAUAGAAAAUAAAAAAUAAAAAAUAACCUUCAUAUGGAGAUUAAAGAAACCAAUCGGCUCUUCCACGAUUCAACUCAAGAGGCAUCUCCAAGGAUGGCUUAAAUGGAAUGAAAUAGGAUGAAAUAGAUUCCGAUCUGAAAAAUUAACAGUCAGACAUUAGUGAGCUCUAUCGAUUUGAUAUUGAAAUGAGCAAAUCUCCAAAGGUUUGCCUUUGUCCUAGAGUAAAUUGUUUCAGAUACCAAUUUUAAAGUUUUUUUUCUCUUGCAAGGAUUAAUGAAGUUAAUAUUACUUGUCUUAUUUUUAAAAUAUAUAAUUGUUUUUAAAUAUUAGUGUCUUACUUUUAAAAUAUAUAAUUUUUUUAUUAAAACAAAAUGUAUAAUUGUUUAAAAAGGUAUAUAUUUAUAAUUUAAAUAUUGUCAUAUUUAUCCGUAUCAAAUUUAUUAGCCCGUUUUUAUUUUUAGUUAACAAAAUUCGCGGUUUCCUGUUUUGAUUGGUUUCUUAUUGAUAUGUUGAAGAUACGAUGAAUUUAAAUGAUUGGUUGUAUUCCAUAUUGUUAUGUAAAUAUCUAUUUCAGAAGAUAUUACUUAUUUUUUAAAUAAGUUUCUUUAAUAUCCAAGUAUAUUCCAUAUUGUUAUGUAUAGAUGCUCUUCAACGUGGUUUUAUUUGCGGAUUUUAUAUAUAUAUAUAUAUAUAUAAUUGCAAUUAAUAAAAGAUUUGAAAAUACAUUUGGCGAGAAAAAGAGUAUAUUUGUAUACAAAUCUAUGACUUCUGAUAAAAUUAUUUAUAUAACUGUUUGAAAUUAUUUACAAACCUAACGUGUUUAGCCAUAACAGGAUUCUUAUGUUGUGUUUUAUUUUACAGUUUGGAUGUACUGCAAAUAAUUCAAAAAUCAAGAUCUAUAAAAGAGGAAUAACAUAGAUGCCAUGCUACAUGAUACUUUAAAAAAUAAGUUAAGUAAGGACUAUUCAAUCACCUAAUAUUAGAACUGAAUUAGUAAUAACUUUCCAUUCACCAUCUCGACAGUGUCUCGAGGUGUUGCAACAAUGAUUAUUUGCAACUGGCAUGGAUUUUCACACCCUAAAACAUGUAAAAAAAAGGCUGAAGUAUAUAUAUUAUAAAUAUAUAAUAGACGAUAGUUCCAUAAUCAUAGGGCUUACAUUUUCGUCUAUUAGAACCAUCUGAAGAGAAGAACCAAAUUGGGGAUUGCAUGACUUCCACGUAUGAAGCACUUUCACAUGAACUCUCUAUGCAGAUUGGAAAGGCUUAACAUCACUUAGAUUGCUGGUUUUGAUUAUGGAACCCAUAAGUGUAGAUCACGGUAGACAGUUUGGAGGUUUAGAAUGGUUAUAUUUGUUGUGUUUGAAAGGCUAUUUAUAUACUUCAUUAUUUGGCUUCUAGAAGUGUGAAUGCUCUCAAAAAACUUAACUCAUAGACAGCAAGCUAUCCUUGAUCAUAUAUUCAGAAUACACGCAGAAAUAUGUAUUAGAAAGCAUGUAAAUUUGGCUAACAACUUAUAAAAGGUUAGAUGUCAGGAAUAAAACACUAAAAAUAACCAAAAUACCUACUUGUUUCCAGCCAAAUAUCCAAAUACCCAAUUUUCAUGUUAGUGUUAGGUAUUUAGUUUUACAUUAUUUAAAUUUAUGUAUUGUAUAUUAUUUUUAGUUUUGGAUUUUAAAUAUUAAAUAUUAUAUUUGGAUUUUUAAUUUUUAUAUAAUUCAAAUGAGAACUUAACCCGUAAUGAUCUAAACCGAAUUUUAACUAAAAUUUAUAAAUAUUCAAAUCGGGUAUAAAUCUCUAUUAAAAUACCAAUAUCCGAAUACUCUGAUUCGAACCCAAACGUUUACCUUCAGCUUUAAACAUACUUAAUUAAUUAUUCAUAGCAUGAUUAAUUAGACCGUGUUAAUUCUUUUAACCUAUGCUAUUUAAUUAAGCAUAUACUUAAGAUCAAACAGUCAUAUAAGAAAAGAAAAUCAUCAUAUAUGACAAAAUACAAAAACGUUUUCGGUGUUUUAGUGGAAACAACGCACUCUCCUGGUCCCAUACCACUGGUUCAAUCUAUUCCCAGCCCGUUUUUAAUUUGUUGUUUUUUGUUUUUUCCGUUAAUGGUAUAAACGUAAUUUCUUUAUCUUCUUCCCCAGUCAAAUUAGGUUACGCAGAAAAGAGUUUUACAGCCGCCAUUGUUUUUUGGUGUAGAAUCCAUAGUACCGGAUUUUAACCUAUAGAAACCAAAAAAGUAAAAAAAAAAUUGAUGAUUUUGAUUUAGUGGCCGAUUAUGAGAAAGAUAGCGGUUGUAAGUCACCAUGAAUCUCAUAUCGAGAUUUCAAGAGUAGAACUGGGUUUUUUUCAAAAAAAAAAAAAAGUAGAACUGGGUUUCUGCUACUGGGUUAAAUCCUGAAAGUUUGAGUAUUCAUCAAAAAUCAAAAAUAAUAAUGUACUCAUUUCUGCAGGAAGAAAGAUAAAAAAAACGUAGAUAUAGUGGAAAGGGACAACGGCAAUAUCUCGUUUGUUGGAAUAAAAAAAUUUCAAAAAAUACAUAAUUUAAUUAAAAACAUAGCUUAAAAAUAUUCUAGUGGCAGAUAUCUGUAAAUAUUGUUGAAACAGAAGGGCACCUCAAAAAAGAAUCUUCUGUUUUAAUAGUAUUGAAGUGGAAUGAGUGGAAUAAUUUUAUUUUUAGUUUAAUCAAUAAAUACAUUUUAUUUCUAGUCCAAUUCUAUACAUUCCAUUUAAUAAUAUUCCUUAAUUUAACUGGUCGUUACAUCCAUGAUAAAAAUUGUAAGGAAUGAAAUGAAUAGAUAGAAAGAAAGAAAAAAAUAUCCAUCUCAUUCAUUUUAUCCCGUAAAUUACAGUUAUUUCAUUUUAUUAUUCCAUUUAUUCUGAUUCAUUUAUUCCACCAGUCUGUAUUCACACAUUCAUAAAAAUGAUUACCAGUUUCAGCCUUAAUAGUCAUUUCCUUUCUUUAUAUUUAAUUUUCUUAUAUAUACUAAAAAUAAUUAAAUGUUCUGUUUUGGUUUUGAUAGAUAUGUAAUAUAUCAUUUUGUUUGGUUUUGUAAAUUAAUAAACUAAUAAAUAAAAAUAAAAUUGAAAUUUUGUCAAAUAUUUGCAUCAAAAAUGUAAAACAACACGUGAUAUCAUAUGAAGGAAAUAGUAAUACUAAAUUUCGGUCAUAUAUGAAUAUGCGCCCCAAAACCGCCAGUAAAAGUGGAUCCAACCUUGAGAACGUGCCAACAGCCUCCUGAAUACGUAAAUGUCACUAUCAGAUAAGAUUUGAUAUUGAUAUAAUUUGGCGAUAAAAUACUACGAAUGUGUGUAACUCGUGACAAAUAUAUUAAUGGGCCAGUACAAUAAUUCAUGUCUAUAAAUACACAACUCAGAAACCGUUACAGAUACACUUGAAAAAGAAAAAAAAAUGUUUACCGAAGAAAAAAAAAAUACAAACUAUGGAACAAUAUUUGUCUACUGCUUCUUCUGUCUUGUUUUCAUCGUGGAAGUAGUAAGAUUUGCAAAACCUUACUACAACCUUCAAAACCUGAUGGAGACAGAAGCAGUACUCGAAGAAGGAUUGUUGGACGCGGGGAUACUUCCUUGUAACAUUAGGAGCUCUGUCUCUGUUCCUGCUAGGAAUCACAAAAAGCUCUCGGCAACAAUAAGGGAAGAGACGAGAACUCGUCCUCCAGUUACGUACUGUGUGAAGUUCGAGUCAUUUGACACAAUGUCUAAACUGGUCAAAGACAACGGUGACAAGUACGAGUCACAUCCUUUCUCAGCCGGUGGAUACAAUUGGACGUUCUUAGUCUACCCAAAUGCGGACAAGCCAGUGGGCUCGGGUGGAUACGUUUCGCUAUACGUUAAAAUCGAUAACUCAAGCUUCAUCGAGAAUCAGAACGAAGUGUAUGCAUGGAUCAGAUUCCUCACCUAUAAAAGCACUACGGACACGUACCAUGAGUUCUAUGUGACUGACGCGCAGAGGUUUCACUUGUUUAAACAAGAGUAUGGAAUGCUAAACUUUCUUGAGAUUGGGUAUUACCAAACUCCGGUCCAUGGAUUCAUUUUCAACGGCGGGCAGAGUGUGUUUGGCGUUGACAUCGUGGUUUCUAAUCCCCCUCUAUGGGAGGAUGUCUCUUAUGAAGAAAACAUUCCUGGCCCUGCUAUCGGCUGGAGAAUCUACAACUUCAGUAGCGGCGAGCAUGACUCUUACACUUCUAACCCGUUUUCUUCUGGAGGAAGAAACUGGGUAAUGAAAGUUUAUCCAAAUGGAGUUGGGACUGGAAAGGGUAAUUCGUUGUCAAUUUAUUUGUUGAGUGCGUCAAACAAAAAGGGUUACGUGAAAGCCAAGUUUAGAGUUAUUAACAAGACCCCAUCCAAAAAUGUGGAGAAACAAGUGGAGGGAUGGCCCAAUGCCGAACAAAAUGGAUGGGGUGUCGACAAACUUAUAUCUAUUGCAGAUGUCCAAGACCCGUCCAAAGGUUUCCUCGUCAACGAUGCCAUCAAAGUUGAAGUCGAGAUCAUGGCUUUCACUUGAGCCGACUCCAUCUAUAACUAAGCGCUUAAGAUAAUCUCAAAAUCAUCACUUGUACGUUUGUUGCUUUUCCUUUAAUAACCGGAUGGAUGUAGUUCCACGGGUGGCCAAGUGAAUAUGAAUCACUAUCACUAUGGUUCACUAUUUAUGUUUCUGUGCAAUAAUAAAGAGUCCGAGCUUUUUUCUUUGUAAAACUUGAUCAGUAUCAAAAGAUCACAUUAAACACUUAAACUUGAUAGGGUUCGAUAUAUAAAUGAUCAAAGAAAAGCUCACAAGGAGAGGGAGAAAG
Brassica rapa (field mustard) is the source of this 6208-nucleotide messenger RNA. Its product is annotated as probable inactive serine/threonine-protein kinase fnkC. The record is from RefSeq and is a predicted model, not a curated record. Gene Ontology annotation, molecular function: protein binding. NCBI's taxonomy places the organism in Eukaryota, Viridiplantae, Streptophyta, Magnoliopsida, Brassicales, Brassicaceae.